UAUCUUCACAUUUCCGUAUCUUAAUAAAUAAUUAAAAAAAAUACUCAUUUGGUUUUUUUUUAGUUGUUUGAUUAAUGAUUUUCCUACGGAUUAGCUUCAUUAUCAACAUUGUUGGUUAAUACCAAUAUCUUUUAAUUUAAUCCAAACAUGGUCAGCUAAUUGUCAUUAAUUUUACCAAUUAUAAUAAUAAAUAAAUUUUAUGGAAAAGAGAAAUUUCUCAAAUCUUCCAUAAUCAUUUUACUUUCAACCAGCCUGACGUAAUAGUACGUCGCUCUCUUCAAUAGAAUAUUGCGUUACUAAUGGCACCUAACUACAGUAAAUAUUUGACUCGGAAUAAUGCUCUUGCCGGGGCUGGAGCCUUGGCAGCUGUGUGGCUUCUAUUAUCUCGGAAACAGCAGAAAGCAAUUACCAGACUACAGAAGAAAACAGUCACAGAACGACCUGAGGAGGAGGUGAAAUACCUCAUUAGCGAGCAAAAAGAAGAAGAAAAAACCAGAGUUCAGGUCGAUCGUAAAAUUCUAGUGCAAUUAUGUCAGUUAUUUAAGAUAACUGUUCCCGGAUGGGCUUCUACAGAAUCGGGACUAUUUUUCUUGAUUGCGAUCAGUCUUGUGGCCAGGUCCAUUUGCGAUCUCUGGAUGAUAAGUCAUGGCACGAAAAUAGAAAGUGCCAUCGUAUUAAUGGACAAAAACCUAUUCUACAAGCGCCUCGUCAAGUUUUGCGUAAGCCUGCCACUAAUAGCUCUCGUCAAUAAUGUUUUAAAAUAUGCCAUUGGUGAUCUUAAAAUACGCCUUAGAACCAAUCUCACAAAGCGGCUUUACGAAGAUUACCUUAAAAAUUACACGUAUUAUAGAAUCUCAAACUUAGAUAAUCGGAUAGCUAAUCCAGAUCAGUUGCUGACAACUGACAUUGAUAAGUUUUGUGAAGCUAUUACUGACUUAUAUUGCAACACUGCCAAGCCCCUUCUUGAUAUUGGAAUAUAUGUUUACAAAUUGUCGACUACUAUGGGCGGAGGAACUCCGGCUCUUAUGUUAUCUUACUUGUUUAUCUCUGGACUUGCUUUGACCAAUCUUAGAAGACCUAAUGCUAGAUUAACUGCUGAAGAACAAAAAUUAGAGGGCGAGUUUAGACACAUAAACUCCCGAUUAAUCACACAUUCCGAAGAAGUUGCUUUUUACAAUGGUAACCUUAGAGAAAAAGCCACAUUAUUUGCCAGUUAUAAAAAAUUACAGAACCACCUGAAAAAGUUCCUACGGUUCAGAGUUAUUAUGGGAAUAAUUGAUAAUCUUGUUGCGAAGUACUUUGCUAGUAUAGUAGGAUUUUUCGCAGUGUCUCUCCCAUUUUUCUCGGGAAGAAUUGCUAAAGACAGCCAAGGGGAAAGGUCUAGACUAUAUUAUACUUAUGGUAGAAUGUUGGUGAAAUUAGCCGAGGCGAUUGGUCGCUUAGUGCUGGCUGGACGUGAUCUAACACGAUUGGCAGGGUUUACAGCAAGAGUGACAGAACUCAGAAAUGUUCUUCGUGAGUUGAACGAUGGAAAAUACGUUAGAACAAUGGUCGCUGGAUCAGAAGAUUUAAAACCAAACGGUGGAAAAAUGAUAUUCCAAAACAACAUCAUAAAGUUCAAUAAAGUGCCUUUAGUAACCCCAAAUGGCGAUGUAUUAAUUUCAGAAUUAACCUUUGAGAUUAAAUCAGGAAUGAACGUUCUAGUUUGCGGUCCAAACGGAUCAGGUAAAUCAUCCCUUUUUAGGAUUUUGGGAGAACUAUGGCCCUUGUUUGGGGGACAGUUAACUAAACCUCCGCGGGGAAAACUUUUUUAUAUUCCGCAAAGGCCUUAUAUGACUCUUGGUAGUCUUCGUGACCAACUGACGUAUCCUCACGGUAGUGCCGAGGUUGCCAGAAGGGGUACCAAGGACCAACAACUUAUAGAGCACUUAAGCAGGGUUCAAUUAACUUAUUUGCUAGAAAGAGAGGGAGGUUUGGACGCGGUUGCUGAUUGGCUAGAUGUUCUUUCUGGUGGUGAAAAACAGAGGAUUGCUAUGGCGAGACUUUUUUACCAUAAACCUCAAUUUGCCAUAUUGGAUGAGUGUACUAGCGCAGUCUCAGUAGAUGUAGAAGGAAGCAUGUAUAAAUAUUGUAGGGACGUUGGCAUAACUUUAUUGACGGUUUCACAUAGAAAAUCGUUGUGGCAACAUCAUGAAUAUGUACUUCAUUUGGACGGCAGAGGGAAUUACAGUUUCAAACCUAUCGAUCAUGAAACAGAACAGUUUGGUUCAUGAGUUUUUUGAGGCUGUCCAGUUUCGUUUAAUUAUUUGUUAAAUUGUGAAAUCAAUUUAUACUUUUAAUGGUGUUAAAUAUUUUAUAUUUUUCUUUGUUAAUAGUAGGUAUGCUUCACAAACCUAUAAAUUGUUUUAAAACAUAUUUUUAUCCUAUAUGUUGUAUAAUUUAUUACAUGUGUAAGGGCAUUGCCUGUUUUAUACACUAUUUAUUAAAUACAUUUAUUUUUGAAAAUUAA
Anthonomus grandis grandis is the source of this 2509-nucleotide messenger RNA. RefSeq names its product ATP-binding cassette sub-family D member 3 (gene Pmp70). Lineage: Eukaryota; Metazoa; Arthropoda; Insecta; Coleoptera; Curculionidae. Gene Ontology annotation, molecular function: ABC-type transporter activity; ATP hydrolysis activity; ATP binding. Gene Ontology annotation, biological process: peroxisome organization; fatty acid beta-oxidation; long-chain fatty acid import into peroxisome. The transcript has 4 exons. Gene Ontology annotation, cellular component: peroxisomal membrane. Bases 300 to 2273 code for a protein of 657 amino acids. The record is from RefSeq and is a predicted model, not a curated record.